CUGUCUCUCCAGUCCGUUCUAAAAAGCAUCUCGUCUAGUCUAGUGGAGAUUCAGACAGGUUUCAGAAUAAUUCGGCACAGAAACCAGUUCUCCAAAGCGUCUCUCACUCGAUGUGUCAGCUGAAGCCAACCGAAGGUGUACCCUAGUAUUUCAUUCAUUUUUGCCACUUACUUGCUUAUUUAGUUGGUGACUUAAACUCGACUGAUUAGGAAGUGUUUUGUGUGAGGGUUGUUGAAGUUUAGAUCAAAUUGAGUGAGGUGUUUUGAAUGAAACUGUGAGUGAUGGCCCACGGAACGGUCGAAGCCGAGAGCAAUGGAUCAGCCGCAACGGCCGAGGCUGGCCAACAGCAGGAAUUUGGACCACGGGAAGGCUAUCGGAUUAUCAAAAAUAUUGCCAUUCUGGGAUUUGCCUUCAUGAUUCACUUCACCGCCUUCCAUGGGACUUCGAAUCUGCAGAGUUCGGUCCAUCGCGAUGGAUCACUGGGUGCGCUAACCUUGGCCUCGAUCUAUGGCUCGCUAAUCCUGUCCAACAUUUUCCUACCGGUGAUGGUGAUCAGGUGGCUCGGCUGCAAGUGGACGAUCGUGGUGUCCUUCAUAGCCUAUAUGCCGUACAUAGCGGCCCAGUUCUAUCCGCGGUUCUACACCCUGAUCCCGGCCGGAUUGGCCGUUGGGUUUGGCGGGGGGCCACUGUGGUGCGCCAAGUGUACCUAUCUUUCGGUGAUUGCGGAGGCGUUCAGCGUCAUCAAGAAACGAAAAGUGAAAGCGGAUUAUCUGAUCGUCAAGUUCUUUGCCCUGUUCUUCGUGUUUUACCAGCUGGCUCAGGUGCUCGGGAAUUUGAUUUCCUUCUCGGUGCUCUCCACGGGUGAUGAUCCUAGCUCAUCGAACGUCACCGUAAGGUUGGUAAACGUUUCCGAAACCUGCGGUGCAAAUUAUGCAGCUCCUGUCGAUCGUCUGGCACAGCCGGUAAAUGAAACAAACACCAACUUCCAUCAACCAGAUCCUGCCAGGUUGAACAUGUUGACUGGAAUAUUUCUGGGUUGUAUGGCCCUUGCAAGCAUCUCGGUGGCAGUAGGAGUAGACUCCCUGCAACGGUACAGCUUCGGCCGAACAGGUUCCGGAUCAGGAAUUUCCGGCAUUCGUAUGUUGAUCAUCACCGCUAAGCAUCUGACCAACAAGUACCAGCUACUGUUGCUGCCCAUUACCAUGUUUAUAGGACUCGAACAGGCCUUCAUAGCUGUCGACUUUACUGCGUCAUUUGUGGCAUGCGGUAUCGGGAUAAGCAAAAUCGGUUAUGCAAUGAUCAGCUUCGGAUUGGCGAAUGCUGUGGCUGCUGCAGUGACACCCUACAUCACCAAGACGAUCGGGCGGUUUCCGAUGAUCUUGGGAACGGCCGUGUUCCAUGUGGUGCUCAUUGUGUUCAUGCUGACCUGGAAACCGACCGAUCAGGACUACGCCUAUCCGAUCAUUGCAGCCUGUUGGGGAUUGGCCGAUGGCGUCUGGCUGAUUCAGAUAAACGCCCUCAGCGGCAUUCUGUUCCCGGGCAACGAAGAGGCUGCGUUCAGCAAUUUCCGCCUCUGGGAGGCAACCGGUUCGGUGAUAAUGUACGCAACCAGUCCGUUCCUGUCGACCUUCACCAAGUUGGUUUGCAUCGUUUGCAUCAUGCUGAUCGGGACCGUUGGCUACACGAGCAUCGAGGUGAUGGAGUAUCGACUGAAGAAAAGCGCUGCCGGAAAGCGAUUUGAAAUGAUCGAACCUCAGGACAAGGAAAUUUAAUUGAUGACAAAAUGGUUGCAAAGUUGUUCAGUAUUCAAUAAAGAAGUGAUGAAGUGAUCCUAUCCUCUCGUUUGUUGCAAACGUACAGUUUAAGAUAGUUUAUAUAAUCAAAAUCGUGAAAACAUGAUUGAGAAUUUAUUACAUGAAAUUACAACAAAAAAUUUUAU
Molecule: messenger RNA, 1939 nt
Organism: Uranotaenia lowii
Lineage: Eukaryota; Metazoa; Arthropoda; Insecta; Diptera; Culicidae
Product: UNC93-like protein
Exons: 6
Coding region: 282-1772 (496 amino acids)
Biological process (GO): regulation of potassium ion transport; regulation of muscle contraction
Cellular component (GO): plasma membrane; striated muscle dense body
Molecular function (GO): potassium channel regulator activity
Source: RefSeq, a predicted model, not a curated record